Chrysoperla carnea is the source of this 1170-nucleotide messenger RNA. RefSeq lists its product as uncharacterized. Gene Ontology annotation, biological process: cell adhesion. The record is from RefSeq and is a predicted model, not a curated record. Gene Ontology annotation, cellular component: extracellular matrix. Bases 1 to 1170 code for a protein of 389 amino acids. Lineage: Eukaryota; Metazoa; Arthropoda; Insecta; Neuroptera; Chrysopidae. The transcript is spliced from 7 exons.
AUGAAUACGAGACGACAUUCGAAUUGUGGUCGAUCACAUGAUAAAUCAUUCACAUUAUUUCGUUUGGGAUUACGAUCAUCACCGGGUGUAAAAGCGUUUGCAGAAACCGGACGAUCCGAUAUCCUCGAGCAGCAAACACAAGGCGAAUAUGGUAUAUAUGAUGAGUUCAAUGCACCACCAAUAAGUACGGGUGCUGGACGUACAGAAGCUGAAUUUUUUGUUGACGGAAAUCAUUCAAGGGUAUCUUUAAUGUCCAGAAUUGUUCCGUCACCAGAUUGGUUCAUUGGUAUCGACAGCUUCGACCUCUGCGUUAAUGGAAAUUGGUUGGAUAGUAUAACAAUCGAGGUAGAUCCAAUGGACGCUGGUACAGAUAAUGGAUUUACAUUUACUGCACCAAAUUGGCCAACGGAGCCGCAGGGUGUUGCAUAUAAAAUCACAUCACGAUAUCCAGCGCAUCCAGCUGGUUCAUUUUAUUAUCCGAAUAUGGUACGAUUACCACCCAUUGGCACUUUUCAAUUUAUAAAGGUGAAAGAAUACGAAUUAAGUGAAGUGUUUCAUCAUAGCGAAGAUGACAGGCGAUAUGAAGUAUUAAAAAUGGAACGACUAGCUACCGGGAAUAAUAUAAACGUAUUGAAUGGUAACAAUGGAAACACAGAUAUUGAAUUAGCUAUCGAAGAGGAGCGUGAAGAACAAGAAAAUCAUCCAAAACAUCGACUUCCAUCAUCACCAAUUUCACCAACAAUGCCUGGAUCUCGUGUUGUCACUUCAUCAUCGGUUUUGAACUAUUAUAAUAGAAUUCACGGCGGAAGCUCUCCACAACCAAUAGAAUCAAAUAACGUGACAUCAAGUAUAUCAGUUGUCCCGAGAGGUGAUAAAGAUGCAAUUUUAAAUAGCAUCGUUGAUAAAUAUCGUAUUGUUAAGGAACAUCAUCGUAAAAAGUAUCGCCCUGGUAAAUCACGAACACGAAAGAUUCGCCCACCACGAGAUUGCCGCGUGAGUGAAUGGUCACCGUGGAGUGCAUGCAGUAAAUCAUGUGGUAUUGGUGAAAUGCAAAGACGUCGAGAAGUUUUAAAACAUGCACGACGAGGUGGACAAAAUUGUCCUCCAUUACUCGAAACAAAAUGGUGUGGCUCAGCACGAGCAUGUUCUAAAGGCUAUUUUAAUUGGUAG